Molecule: messenger RNA, 2731 nt
Organism: Somion occarium
Lineage: Eukaryota; Fungi; Basidiomycota; Agaricomycetes; Polyporales; Cerrenaceae
Source: the annotation of a GenBank genome assembly
GACAACAUGUUGCCUUCUAGCCAUGUUCGCGAGCCACCGCAUCUGCUCUCCAUAUGCACCUCUAGAGUGAAAGCUAUGCCUGCUCAAAUGAGAUCAUUCUUAACAUCGAAACAUUUUUGAUACCAAACCCCCACGAAGGUCACUUCCUGCCGGAAUGCAGGUUGGUACAUACCGACCACGGUGUGGCACCGGCGAGUUCCAUAAUUCAAGAAGUCAACAAGAAAGCAGGCCUCAAGUCCUCAUAUGUUCACGAGAGAUGGCUAGAUAUGAAAUGAAAAGCAGCACGCUAUCUUUCAGGAACCGCCGUCUUCGUUUGUGAGUUUGUGAAACGGACUACACGAUUGAAAGCAUGGAAGAGGAUGAGGGGCAGAAAGAAAUGCCCAAAGCCUUGGAUACGCCUGACGGAGAAAAAGAGACCAGAAGGUAAGGAGAAUGAACUACGGCUCACAUGAGCAUCGACAUGUAUGGGAGAGAGCCGAAGCUCCUUAUGCGUGGCAUAUCAAAAUUCUAAGCGCGAGGGAGCACAGGUAGGACAUAUAUCACACUUCACCAUGCGCUCCUCCUUGGAUGAUCGGGCCGCCUGCUCUUAUCGACCAUGUUCCAUAUAAAUGUCCAAACUACCUCCAUACCCUCCAGCGUCGCCCCCUCCAGGCCCUCCUCUCUGUCGUGGACCAUACCCAAGCGUAGUUGUGCUGUAACUCUAAGCCAACUGUAGUGCACCAUGGUCCAACUGAAUCUCCCCGCGUUCUACACGACUCCCUUGACGCAGGUGAUCCUCGUAGGAAUUACCUGUUUUGCGACAGUGGGAAUGUUCAGCGCAGUCUCGAAUCUAGGUGCUGGAGGUUCUCAAGAUGUUAUACUGUCGGAUAUCUCCCAGGGUGUCCUUUAUGGCAUGUUCGCUUUGACUGGUUUGAUCUCUGGAGGCAUCAAUAACCUCCUCGGGCCUCGGCUCACCCUGUUCAUCGGUACCCUCGGUUAUGCUUUGUAUGUCGGCGCACUUUGGUGUUUCCAAACGCAAGGAACAAGAUGGUUCCUUAUCUUUGCUGGCGCCGUUCUUGGCUUCACCGCCGCUUUGCUGUGGUCCGCACAAGGAUCCAUCAUGAUGAGUUACCCACUCGAAAAGGACAAGGGUAAAUCCUUUGGUAUUUUCUGGGCUAUCUUCCAGUUUGGGUCUUUUAUCGGCUCAGUCAUCGCUCUCGCUAUCAACAUAAGGAGUGGUUCCCUCAGCGCUGUGUCAACAUCUACAUAUGUUGCUUUCAUCAUCAUUAUAUUCAUCGGUAUCGCUUCUGCUUUCUUGGUUCUACCACCAAAUCGUGUCAUUCGUUCCGAUGGUACCAUCGUCAAGCUCGAAGCUGCUUCCAAAGUGCACGAAGAAGUCAUCGGUAUGGCUCACCUGCUCAAAGACUGGCGCAUGAUCGCCCUUCUCCCGAUGUUCUUCGCUUCCAACUACUUCUACGCUUACCAAGGAGCCAUCAAUGCCGGAAUGUUUGACGGUCCUACCCGUGCAUUGAACGCGACGCUCGAAGGUGCCGGAGCCAUUAUCGGUGCUCUGCUUAUUGGUUUCUUUGUUCUUGAUUCCAAAUGGUUCGGGCGUCGCACUCGUGGCUAUUUGGGUCUCGCUGUUGUGGCCGCCAUGACUAUUAUCAUCUGGGGUGUCGCACUGAGUUGGCAAGUGACGUUCGAUAGGGCCGAUGCCAAAGCGUUGUUGGAUGCUGCCAAGUUGAUAAACUACAAGGAUGAAAACUACAAGGGCAAAGGUGCUCUGUACUUCUUCUACUUCUUCUCGGACGCUUGCUACCAGGCUCUCGCAUACUGGAUCAUGUCUGCCCUCACCAACGAUCCAUUCCAACUCGCGCGUUUUGCCGGUCUCUACAAAGCAGUCCAAUCUGCCGGCGCUGCAGGAAGUUUCGGCAUGGACGCAGUAGCCACACCCUACCUCAAUGAACACCUUGCGUCCUGGAUCCUCAUGCUCGUCUCGUACCCACUCGCGUUCCUCGUCAUCCGUACAGUGAAAGAGACCAACUAUGAUGACGAGGAAACUGUUUAUGUGGAUGAUAUCAAGAGGGCUGAAGCUGAGAAAGGUCACGCCCCUCCUGCGGCUGAGGAAAAGAGUUCGAUUGACAAGGCUAGCGUCAAGGACGCCGGAGAAUCUCCUGCGCCUCUCGUCUCUGAUGCUUGAUUUCACCUCACGAUCUUCUCUUCAUUCCAUGAUAUCCUCGUUGUGCUUGCUCGCCUCUUCGCCACGCCACUGUCACGCACGUCUCCCUGAGGUUCAUUGUUCCGAUAACGCGACGGCCGCCGUACCGUCUACGUGACCAAUUAUCCAUAUGAUUGCUCAUACAUUAGAAAAUCCCCCUUAGACCCAUGUGGUUUCGAGUCUCUGGCUUCCUUGGGGUUCGUGUUUACUGGGUACCCUCAUGAUCAUGCAUAUACGUAUCACGACGCUUCCACUAUUCCAUCACACCUCGUUACCCCUCUCCGGACUUUUGGCAAAAUCACUGAUUCAUGGGUUUGUUUUCUUCUUGGACUUUUGCUUUGGACGUAUUUGUGUUUGUAUUACGACGACUUAUAGUACCCUCUGGUGUUUGAGUACGUUAUGUUUAUAAUGACAAUUCGCUAUUGGAAAUAUCUCUUCCUUCUAUGACCGGAUAUUGUUCGAGAAUUCUACAGUGUGAAAGCUCACGCAUCGUGGCUUUAGGAAUAGGUUCGAAUGCUUAAGUUUAAUCCUUCA